This is a messenger RNA of Drosophila mauritiana, 4305 nucleotides long. RefSeq names its product NADPH oxidase 5 (gene Nox). The record is from RefSeq and is a predicted model, not a curated record. Gene Ontology annotation, biological process: superoxide anion generation; defense response. Gene Ontology annotation, molecular function: superoxide-generating NAD(P)H oxidase activity; calcium ion binding. Gene Ontology annotation, cellular component: NADPH oxidase complex; plasma membrane. NCBI's taxonomy places the organism in Eukaryota, Metazoa, Arthropoda, Insecta, Diptera, Drosophilidae. Bases 1 to 4029 code for a protein of 1342 amino acids. The transcript has 14 exons.
AUGGACGCAGACCAGGAGUCGAACAACCAUCGCGGUUCAGUGUCGUCCAGUCGUUCCCUGGAGAUUCCCGCCACGCCCUCGCGUUCGCCCAAAAAAGUGUCCUUCUCGGAUGAGCUGCCCCAGUCGCAAACUCCUGCCCAGCAACCCAUUAACCAGCAGCCAGCGCCCACGGUUGUGAGUCACGUGCUCCAGCAGGCUGCCCAGUAUCUGGAGCGUUUGCAUGGAGCACGCGAUUCCGUCGAGGAAAAGACGGAGCAAGUGCAGCCAGAUGGUGAGAGAGCUGAUAUCAGAGAUAGCAGCGAUACCAGCGAAGCGGCCGUUCUCGAUUUGGAUGCACUGGAUGCAAGUGUUGAUGAACCGGCGGCAAAUGCUGGCCCAAUCGUGGCCAGCUCGCCAAGUAUUCUAGUUGCCAGCGUUGGCAAGCAGGAAGCGAUUGGCAGUGCAAAUGGAAAUGGAAAUGCGAAUCCGAAUCAGCGGCAAUCAAAUUUGUACAUGGAACGAUACAACCUCAAUUUAGAUAAGAACUGCAGCUCCAUGGAGCUGGAGGCGCGCCGGGAGAAGCAGCGCUGGCUCCUCAUAUCCGAGUGCAGUGCACUUUUCGACGAGGGCGAGGGCAAACACACCAGGGAGGCCUUCCGCAAGCUAUUCCUGGACGAGGAAUUCCAGCAGAAGCUCUUCCAGCUGUUUGAUCUCGAGCGGAAUGGCUAUCUCCUGCAAGAUCGCUGGAUCGAGCACCUCAAGGGUCGGCUAACGGACGAUCGCCAGAUGGACUUUGCCGAGCAAAUUGAGUCGGUGGCCUAUGUGAUCUGCGGUGAGAACAAGAGGGUUUCCUUCAAGAACUUCCGCGACAUCUGGCAUACCAGAGGGAUCCUCGACAAGCUGUACCGCCUGAUUGAGUUGGAUGGAAGCAACUUGGUAUCCACCAACCAGGUAAUGGAGUUUAUCUCUCAUCUGACCAACUCCCGGCCAAGGACCGGAUUCGACAAGAGCUCGCUGGCCCGGCUGGAACAGCUUUUCCGUACUACCGUGGGCAACGAGCAGGAGAUUCGGCGGGAGGAGUUCCAGAAGAUAGUUACCUCAAAGAAUCCUUUCUUCACAGAGCGGGUUUUCCAAAUCUUCGAUAAGGACAACUCGGGUUCCAUUUCGUUGCAGGAGUUCAUUGAUGCCAUACACCAGUUCUCUGGUCAGUCGGCAGAUGACAAGAUUCGCUUUCUGUUCAAGGUCUAUGAUAUAGAUGGUGACGGGCUAAUUCAGCACAAGGAGCUGCACGAUGUUAUAAGGCACUGCAUCAAGGAGAACGGCAUGGAGUUCUCCGAGGACCAGAUCGAGGAUCUCACCAGCGCCAUGUUCGAGGAUGCUGAUCCGCACAACAGCGGUGAAAUCACGUACGAGGCGCUGAAGAACCAGCUCCAUAAGCACGGUGGCCUACUGGAGAAUCUGAGCAUAACAAUCGAUCGCUGGUUAGUGCCCAUCGCAGAAGAUCGGCAGGCGGGAGGAGCAGCCAAGAGCGGAUUCUGGAACUCCCUGCCCCAUCAGUUCUCGCUGGCCUACAUGAAGAACAACCAGGUGUUCGUCACAUACCUCUUCUUCUACAUCACCGUCAAUCUGUGCUUGUUCAUAUCCCGCGCUAUCCAGUAUCGUGCCAGUAAUGGUUUCGUCAUCAUAGCUAGAGCUUGUGGACAAUGCCUGAACUUCAACUGUGCCUGGGUCCUUGUACUAAUGCUGCGGCACUCACUGACUUACCUCAGGGGUCGUGGGUUGUCCUCGUACCUGCCACUGGAUCACCACGUCUAUCUGCACAAGCUGACGGGCAUCACGAUCUCCGUACUGAGCUUGGUUCAUACGAUAAUGCAUCUGUUCAACUUUUCCAUCAUCGUGAUCAACGAUCCAAACAUCAACGCGGGUCAUUACACCAUAGGGGAAUGGCUACUCACAGAUCGUCCGGGUUUGUUUGGCCUGAUACCAGGAUGUGCUAAUCCCACGGGAGUAGCGCUACUGGCCAUCCUGGUGGUGAUGUUCGUGUGUUCACAGCCCUUUGUGCGGCGGAAAGGCAGCUUCGAAGUCUUCUAUUGGACGCAUCUGCUUUAUGUGCCCUUCUGGAUACUGUGCCUCUUCCAUGGACCCAACUUCUGGAAGUGGUUCAUGCUCCCAGGACUCGUCUACAUAGUGGAAAGGGCACUUCGCUUCAUUUGGAUGAGGGGAGAGCAUGGCAAGACGUACAUCAGCUCCGGGCUGCUUCUGCCCUCCAAGGUGGUGCAUCUGGUGAUCAAGCGACCACAUCACUUUAACUUCCGUCCCGGCGAUUAUGUCUUCGUGAACAUACCGGCCAUUGCCAACUAUGAGUGGCAUCCUUUUACCAUUAGUUCGGCGCCCGAGCAGGAGGACUACAUGUGGUUACACAUACGCACCGUGGGCGAGUGGACCAAUCGCUUGUACCGCUACUUUGAGCGGGAGCAGCAAAAGCUGCAGCAAAGUGGCUCAUCGCAAGAGAUUCCCCAACACAUGCACGCCAUUCCCACGCCCAGUUUCAUGCUCCUCAACGAAGCUCGCAACCCUGCUAUAGCCGGAGAAAGAUCAGCUACGCCACAAACUGAUUUCCUGGCCAAGAAUUUGGGCGUGCAGGCUGUGCCGCCAGUGCGUCCGCCCCGCCAGAACCGCAAGCCCGCGCCAGGAGCUCCUACCGAUACUCCAGCCACGGGUGUUAACCGCAUACGCAGCAUUAAGAAGAGCCUGCAGCGGACAUUCUCCAGAAAGGAGGCAGUGGACCCAAAGAAGGGCAUCCCAAACGGAGCUUUCAUUGCUGAUGGCGAGCGGGAGGACUCCAACUUGAAGCAGAGACCGCUGGAGAAGAGCAUUUCUCUGCCGGACAUCAGUGUGAAGACUAAAAAGCGGAGUCGCCUGAAGGCACUUCGAGCUUUGGGUCGCUCUGAAUCGGAGUCUGCCUUUGAUGAGAAGCGGGUGCGCCGCGCCAGGAACAACAGCGUGGGAUUGGCCUAUCUCAGUCCGCAAAACAAGUCGCUGGCGCAGAGUUUCCGAUACAUGCGUACCAAGCCCACUAUCAUCGCCUUCAAGACGCCCAGCAUGGAGGAGCGGGAGCAUCAGGUGGCGGCAGGAGAAGUCAACGGAUCAAGUCCAGCUAGCCGAGCCGAACAGGGUCAACUGGGUUCGAAGAUGGAUUCAGCGGACAAGUUGCAGGUGGCCAGGCUAAGCUUGUCCGGCGAGGGGGCAUCCAAGCCAUUGGAGGAUCAAACACAGACGGGAUCGCCUAGCAGAAAAUCUAUUCUGCGACGACCCACAUUCCUGCGCUCCCUGUCCGCCUCCAUAAAUAACAGAACCGGAGGAGGUGGUGGGGGAUCAACUGGUAGCUCCACAACUAACAGCGGUGGCAAAGUGACACUUGAUGCGGGAGUCAUGGAGAUUUUUAUCGAUGGCCCAUAUGGAGCACCGUCGAGUCACAUCUUUGGCGCUCAGCACGCGGUGCUAAUUGGCACGGGCAUUGGAGUCACACCGUUUGCCUCCAUUCUGCAGUCCAUCAUGCAUCGGUAUUGGAAAGCCCGGCACAGUUGCCCGAGGUGCCAAUUCGAAUGGGCCAGCGAGAUACCCAAGUCUGUGAUGAAUCUGCGGAAGGUAGACUUCUUCUGGAUCAACAGGGAUCAAAGAUCCUUCGAGUGGUUCGUCAAUCUGCUGUCCCAGCUGGAGAUCGAGCAGGCAGAGCUGGGCGGUGCCAUGGAGCGAUUCCUGGACAUGCACAUGUACAUAACAAGUGCGCUGCAAAGAACCGACAUGAAGGCAGUGGGUCUCCAACUAGCUUUGGACUUACUGCACGAAAAGGGCAAGCGGGAUCUGAUCACGGGUCUGAAAACCCGCACCAAUGCCGGCAGACCGAACUGGGAUAAGGUGUUCAAGCAGCUGCAGGCCCAGCAAAAGGGGAAGGUCACCGUCUUCUACUGCGGCCCACCACAGUUGGCCAAAACGUUGAGAUACAAGUGCGACCAGUACGGAUUUGCCUUUCGUAAGGAGUGCUUCUGAACAAGCCGCCACAUCCAUCGCCCACAUCUUCCCGUCCAGUUUCAUCUCCACACCACUCGCUCUGUGUCAAUCCCCUUCGUUCAUCGUGUUCUCAUUUGCAUAAGCAACGGGUUUAUUUCGGGUUCGGUUCGGUUUAGCUUAGCUUAGAUGGCUAUUUAUUCGUCACUUGUCUUGUUGCCUCAUUGUUGAGUGUGUCCCCAGCUUGUAAAUAUCUAUAUCUAUCUGUAUAAUCUAUAUGCUCAUGCAAUAAAGUUUGUUACCCAAUGUGCCGUCCAA